AUGCCAGCUGACCGCUCCACCAGACGCCCAUUCACCGCUGCUCCUGCUCCCCUUCCAACCCAGGGACAUGGUGGAGAUCUCGACGCCUCCCACGCCAACGAACAAACCAACCUGGAGUCCAGUAUCGAUCCUACCGAGGACCAAGACUUCCUGCCCGAACCAGACCUCGACGCCUUUGUUCCAAUCUACACUGGCCGACAUGUCUGGUCUGCCACCCGCUCCGAUCCCUUGGUGCCUUUCGAGGAUCUUCCUCUCCCCAAGACCGACCGUGCUAAACUUCCGCCUUGCACCAUUCGGUGGCAGUUCACUGGCAAGUUCUUUUCCAACCGCGAUGAAGGGCCCGCCCUUGGCUCCCUGCGCAAGCAAAUGUGCGACUAUCUCCAUGCGCGAUCCUUCCCCGACGCCAACUGCAUGGUAAAAUUCCCCAAAGGAACCGGUCGAAACAAAAUGGUCGACAUCACUGUUCUGCAGCCGCAUCUUGCUGCCGCCAGUGAGGCCAUUCUUGUUUUCCGCCAGGCCAAGCUGCAGCGCCUUUUCGUCGGUCCUGCCCUUGACUUCAACUACUUUGUCAUCGAAAUCCAGAAUCUGCCCUACACUGCCGCCUGGACUGGCACUGCCCGCCUCAUCUGGGCAGCCCUCCACCAGUAUGUCCAAGUGCACGAUAUCUGGGUUCGCCAGGUUUCCUAUGCAGCCGAUGGCAAAGCCCCUCAAGACGAGAACAUCUACUUGGCCCUUGUGUCGGUUCCUAAAGAUAAAGACAAUCGCAUCGACCCCAUCAUCCUCGCUGUCAUCCCCGGCUACAUCAAAAUCCACGAUAAUGAGAUGCCUCUGGCCUUUGCUGGCCGGCUCGACUGGUGCUCCACCUGCAGAUCCAGGGCCGAAUACUACCACACCUUCGAGACGUGUCUCAAACGACAAUGCAGCAAGCGCAAACGCUCUGGACAUCUUUCGGCAAACUCUCUGCACAGUCCUUCGACACCAAUCGGUAAAACAGACUCGGUUCUCAUCCAGGAGAUGAGACUCGUCAACCCAGCACAACUCCCUACUCAAAACCCACUCUCUCGGCUCCACCACCCCUUUGCCACUAGGGGGCACCGCGCCAUUCUCGGCGAAGACUGUGGCAUCAUCUUUCGCAACACCAAGUGGCAGGUGGAAGACCAUAAUUCCGGCGACUACUUCACCUACGCCAAGAUCCGCAUCCCAGAUGACGAACCAGCGAUUGGGACAAACAUCCCACUUUUGCACGUUUGGAGCAUCGAUGCUCCGCCAGCAUAA
This is a messenger RNA of Sporisorium graminicola, 1275 nucleotides long. RefSeq lists its product as uncharacterized. The coding region runs from base 1 to 1275 and encodes 424 amino acids. The transcript is spliced from 2 exons. NCBI's taxonomy places the organism in Eukaryota, Fungi, Basidiomycota, Ustilaginomycetes, Ustilaginales, Ustilaginaceae. The record is from RefSeq and is a predicted model, not a curated record.